Triticum aestivum (bread wheat) is the source of this 731-nucleotide messenger RNA. RefSeq lists its product as uncharacterized. The coding region runs from base 125 to 706 and encodes 193 amino acids. The record is from RefSeq and is a predicted model, not a curated record. NCBI's taxonomy places the organism in Eukaryota, Viridiplantae, Streptophyta, Magnoliopsida, Poales, Poaceae. The transcript has a single exon.
GUAAAAUAUCCCCUUGAAGUAUAUAUUAGUACAAGGGAAACUUUUAGAUAGAGGUAUUUCUCACUUUCAUAUGAAGAGAUACUAAACAAUGAUAACAUUAAUUUCAUAGGGUUCUUCCAUCAGCAUGGUCGGGCCGAAGAGAGGGAUAGAUCUGAGUGGCAACAUUGUAGUCGAAUACGACAUGAGGAUCAAGACAUACGAAGAAGUAAAGCAUGACCUACAAUUGAUCGACGGCGCAUCGAUGAUACACCACAAGGACCUGCGGGAUCGCCGGGCAUUUACGAGUCGUAUCCACGGCGACCACGGCGCAAUAGAUCUCACUGUGUCGGCCCUUGAUGACGCGGUUGAGGCGACCGUGGAAGUCGUCAGAUCGGAAGUGCAGAGCGGCUUCGCUCUACGCCUUGGGUGCUUCAUUGGCGGGGUGGAUGAGGAGAUCCAAAUCUUCGACGGCGCCGUCGGCAGCGAGGCACAUGGGUUGAAAUUAAAAAGGUUUGUGGUGGCUGUAGCGAUAAGGUCUUGGAUGAAGCUGGAAUUCAAGGUGGCCCCGGAGUCGGCGCGGUGUCAGAUUGCCUUCAUGGCGAACAACCAUGGGGUUUCUUGUCGGAAUAUGAAGAUGGAUUUUGCAUUGUUCUCAGUGAAGAUGACAUGGUCCUCUUUGCCUUGGCGGGCACCGAGCUUACACCGGCGGUCCAAGAAUUCAAGCUAGAUGUGAAAAACCGCAUCACUUCAUG